Messenger RNA from Salvia miltiorrhiza (redroot sage), 3306 nucleotides. RefSeq names its product pumilio homology domain family member 4-like. Gene Ontology annotation, molecular function: mRNA binding. Bases 772 to 3015 code for a protein of 747 amino acids. NCBI's taxonomy places the organism in Eukaryota, Viridiplantae, Streptophyta, Magnoliopsida, Lamiales, Lamiaceae. The record is from RefSeq and is a predicted model, not a curated record. Gene Ontology annotation, biological process: post-transcriptional regulation of gene expression. The transcript is spliced from 6 exons. Gene Ontology annotation, cellular component: cytoplasm.
AGUGAAAUUCAAAACUGACUGAACAUUUUUUUUUAUCUUUUUAAAUUAUUUCUCCUGGUUUCUUUUUUCCUCGUACAACCGUUUGAUGAAAAAGCAGUGUAGUAGCAGUGUCUGCGUGUCCCGCCAGCUCAAUUUUAUUCUACAAUUCCUUAAUCAAUCAAGAAAAAUUCUCAUAAAAGAAUAUACACAUACAUAUGGAAAUUGUGUGUGUAUAUAUGUGAUGGCAUACAUAAAUGUAGGCAGAGCGAGAAAUAGAGAGAGAGAGAGGUUGUUCCUUUUCUCCAUCUUUAAUGGUGUGAUAGUAUAUUAGCAGUGUGUAUUUGUGUGUGUACAAGUAUGUGUAUGUAAAACCUUCAUCUUUGCAUGCUUCACCUACUAUCUUCUACACAGGAAAAGGAAAACCCAAAACCCAUUACAAAAAUGGAGGAAAACCAAAAAGAAAAAUCUUUUAUUUUUUUUUCCUUUUUUGAAAUUUCACCAUCCCAACCCCUUUCAUUCUCCCAUAAUUAUCAAUAGGACUUCUGGUUUCUGAGAGCCAUCCCAGAUCUAAAAAGCGGUAAUCACUACUGGGUUUUCGUUGCUUUCUCCUCUCCUUGAUCGGGUAUUUCGAUUCUUAAAUUUCUGUGUUGUGAAAUUUCGUGUUAUAUUCUGUUUAUUGCAUCUGUUGUUGUUGUUAUUCCUUGUUCUUUUUCUUUAUUUUGUUUUGUAUCGGAGUGGUGUGGGGGUGAAGAGAGAGAGAGAGAGAGAGGAGUGAGAGAAAAAAAAUAAAACAUGAAGGAUGAUGACGAGUUAGAAAUGUUAUUAGGCGAGAUCCCUCAUGCAACAUCAUCAUUUAAUCUUCAGGAAAUGCUUAACAAUGCCACCAAUCAUCAGCAGCAUCACAAUAAUCUCGUUGAUCACGGUUAUGGUCAUGCAUCAUGUGUGAGUCAGAAAAUGAAUGGUCAUCUAAGAAAUGAUGGUGGUAGUGAUGAAGCUUCGAAACGUAAGAGUGCGUUUGCAUCCUCUCCCGUCAGCGGUUUCUCCUUGCAAUCCGGUUCGUCGUCUAGUUUGUUCUCCGGUGAUGGGCGAUCACAUUCGGAUAUUGGAUCACUAUCCCCGCCCCAGUUCGAAGAUUUCAAGAUUUCUGGGGGUGGAUUCUGUUUGGAUUUGACAAAGGCUAAUGAGGGCAGUUUAGUUGAUUGUUUUGAUUUAUAUAGAAACUUUAGUAGCAUGUGCGUUAGGGAUGAGCGAGAGGGGGCGUCUGCACAGCCCUACGGUGUCCAGUAUUGUGAUCAAUCGCCUAAUAGGAGUAGCCGCACUUUCGACAAGUAUGGAGUUUCUGAUAAUUAUAGGAGUAGUUUUAGCGUCUCUGUUCCGAGGAGGGGUAAUGUCAGUUUCGAAGGGGAGGCUGGUUCUGCAAUGGUGGAAAUGCCGUAUGAUCAGAGAAUGGCGAGUUUAUUGGGAUCACGCUAUUCCCCUAGUCAAUCUGAUAGAAUGUUUUGUUGGUCGGAUUUUGGAAGCUCUGCUCCAGGUCCUCAGUUUCAUAGGCAUAAUGGUUUGGCUAACAACAGUUUCCCAAUGGGAUAUAUGGUGCCAAAUGCAUCGCCAUCUUUAGAUAAUCCGUUAGUUGGAGAUUCUUUGUUCUAUCCUCCACAAAGCAGGAAGAACCCGAUUGAAGCUAGUGAUUCUUUUUAUUCGUCUAACAUGGCUCAUAUGGCGCAGCUGUCGCCACAUUACAAUGAGGACAGCUUGAUUCAUUACCAGCAGACUGCGCCUAAUGGAAGAAACAAGGUGCCUCUGCGUGUCAGAGGGCCUCGAGGGAGUGUUGAGCCCUUUGGUAGGGAGGAUAGUUUGAUCAUUCAGGGGGAAGGUGUCAAUUAUGCGAUUACCAGGCACGCACGUCUCGGGGAGCACAAUACGAAGAGUUUCCAUCAUGAGAAUGGCGCUUGGAAGACUCACGAGAGGAGGUCACAGUUGGAUGACCAUCUCCACACUGCUGCAAUUCAAGAUGGUUGCCAGAGCCCCAAGAUGCAUUGCUCUUUCAACCGACCAACAAAGUUUAGCUCCCUUGCUGAAGCACAAGGAUACAUCUAUCACAUAGCAAAGGAUCAACAAGGUUGUCGAUUCUUGCAGAGGAUGUUCGAUGAAGGAACUUCUAUAGAUGUGCAGAUUAUAUUCAAUGAGAUAAUUGAUCAUGCAGUUGAACUGAUGAUGAACCCUUUCGGAAAUUAUCUCAUGCAAAAAUUGUUGGAAGUGUGCAAUGAAGAGCAGAGAAUGCACAUACUGUUUAGGGUGACUGAGGAGGAAGGCGAGCUAGUUAGGAUCUCUUUAAAUACACACGGCACUCGUGUGGUCCAGAAGUUGAUUGAAACUCUCAAGACAAAGCAGCAAAUUUCCCUAGUUAUUUCAGCCCUCGAAUCAGGAUUUCUAUCUCUGAUCAAAGAUUUAAAUGGGAAUCAUGUUAUUCAGAGGUGCUUGCAAUGCUUCCCAGGUGAAGAUAGCAAGUUCAUUUUUGUUGCUGCUGCAAAGUACUGUGUUGAUAUUGCAACACAUCAGCAUGGAUGUUGUGUUCUACAACGGUGCAUCAGCCAUUCAACUGGGGAGCAUCGAGAAAAUUUAGUUGCAGAGAUUUCAGCGAAUGGACUUUUGCUGGCAGAAGAUGCAUUUGGAAAUUAUGUAGUUCAGUUUAUUUUGGAGCUUAAGAUCCCAUCUGCCACAUCCAAACUGACAUCUCAGUUUGAGGGAAACUAUGUGCACCUGUCUUCACAAAAGUUCAGCAGCCAUGUGGUUGAAAAGUGUCUUUUGGUAUGUAAUGAGGAAGCCCGCACGAAGAUCAUCCACGAAUUGCUCUCUGCUCCUUGCUUCGAUCAGUUGCUUCAGGACCCACAUGCUAACUACGUUGUCCAAACAGCUCUCCGCGUUUCUGAGGGACACCUCCACAAUUCUUUGGUUGACGCUAUUGAAUCUUACAAGGCAGUCUCACGUAACAGUCCCUACUCAAAGAGGAUUUUCUCUCAAAAGCUUUUGAAGAGGUGAUGUACAAUCUUAGUUGUGCGCCUCAUAUACCUUUUCCCUUUUGUGGCAAUUUUUGCAUAGCGAUAUCUUAGCAUCCAGCUCCUAAGAAGAGUUUAGAGAUGGGGGAACCAUGACUCCACUUGCUCAACCCAUUCUUCACAUCUCUCUCUGCAGUUGUACUAUUUGUUGUUUUUGUUGUCCAUGUACCUUGACAACAACUAUUAUUUCCAGAUUUUAUUUAUUAGAUCAUGCCAGAUAAGAUGAAUAUUCUUUUUAUUUAUUUAUGUAGGUCUCUUGUGAAACCAUUUCCCA